Molecule: messenger RNA, 1925 nt
Organism: Carassius gibelio (silver crucian carp)
Lineage: Eukaryota; Metazoa; Chordata; Actinopteri; Cypriniformes; Cyprinidae
Exons: 2
Coding region: 164-1561 (465 amino acids)
Source: RefSeq, a predicted model, not a curated record
UGGGGGGUCCUACUACCACUUUGGAAUCGAAAAUGCUCUCAUAGCUGAACUAACAUCUUUAGGACAUUUAGCAAAUGUGACUGAUACUCUCACACUUCGAAUUAACAUCGAUGGAUUGCCCUUAUUCCGUAGCUCCAGUUUGAGUCUGUGGCCUAUUCUGGGUAUGAUUAAGGAAAUUCCAGAGUGUAGUGUCUUUGUAAUUGGAGUGUACUCUGGUGUGUCCAAACCCGCAAAUGUGCAAGAGUAUUUACAAGAAUUCAUUGUAGAUAUGAAAGCAAUUUCUCAGAGUGGUAUUGUGUACAAUGGUGUACAUUUCAGGGUACCAUUACCUGAUGCUUUUAUUUGUGAUGCACCUGCUCGUGCCUUUCUUAAAUGCUCCAAAGGCCAUACGGGCUAUUAUGGGUGUGAGAGGUGCACUCAAAAAGGCCAGUACAUUAAUGGGAAGGUGGCUUAUCCUGAAAUAUCAGCAGAGCUCAGGACAGAUGAGCAAUUUGGCAGGCAAGGCUAUCAACAGCACCAACUGUCAGCCUCCCCCCUAAAUGACCUGGGUAUAGGUUUAGUUACCAGUUUUGUGUUAGAUUAUAUGCACCUUGUCUGCUUGGGGGCAAUGCGUAAGUUAAUAUUUCUUUGGUUGAAGGGGCCGCUGAAAUGCAGGCAAUCUAUGAAGUUUUUUGUUGUAAUGUCAGCAUAUAUGGUUUCUAUCAGGCAAUAUCUACCUAGCAAUUUUGCAAGGAAACCACGAUCCUUGUUUGAAUUCAGCACAUGGAAAGCUACAGAGCUUCGGCAAUUUUUACUUUACACUGGGCCUGUUGUUCUCCUCAAUAAUAUACCCAGUAUAAUGUACAGAAACUUUUUACUUCUAUCAGUAUCUAUGAGAAUACUUCUGAGUCCGGCCUUAUGUUCUCCUGACAAUUGUGACUAUGCUGAGGAGAUUUUGAAACUCUUUGUAACAGAUUUUGCUGCAAUUUAUGGUGCUGAAUUUGUCAGCUAUAACAUGCAUUCAUUGAUCCACCUAGCUCAAGAUGCACGAAAUUUCGGCCCGUUAGAUAGUGUUUCAGCUUUUCCCUUUGAGACAUUUUUAGGUAAACUGAAAAAACUUGUCCGUCGGCCUCAAAACCCUGUCCAACAACUCGUCAGGCGAAUCCAUGAGAAGCAGAAAGUGGCAAGCCAAAAGACCACAUCAGUUUUCAGCCCACUUAAACAGCUCCACUUUUCUGGACCAUUGAUUAAUUCAAUUGCAACAUGGGAACAAUACAGGCGUUACAAUGAUGGACAGACACUGAUCUCCUCCUCUCGUGGCGAUGACUGUUUUUCUGUAGGGGGAAGGAUUCUUAUUGUGCGGAACAUUUUGUCACAUUCUGGAAUUGUUAAAGUCCUGUGUAAUUUCUUUGAAACUGCCAAAUCCUUUUUCACCUAUCCAAUGGACUCAUCAUGUCUUGGAAUUCUUUUUGUUUUUAAUUUAUCUGAAGACUUGCAGCUGUUACCUGUGGAGGAGUUAAAAACAAAAAUGGUGUUAUUGCCACUCAAGACUGGAUACGUGGCAUUGCCACUCCUGCACUAGUGUGCUAUUUAUUAUUAUUUUUUAUUGUUUGUUUUAAUUUUUUUUUGUAUGUAUUUGUUUUUCUUUAAGCAUGUUACCUUUCGCGAUAGUUGAAUUUAUAAAUAGUGGAGGAUUGGCAGUUAUACCGACCAAGUGGUUUAUCGGGCCUGAGGAGGAUGAAUGCUACUGGCCACCAGCAAGGAUGAACAUGGCAAAGGCGGUCAUAGAGCAACAGGACCCUCACACUGACUGGGCGACAUACAAGUUGACUGUCAAGAGAAAAGUCGCAACGUAUGAAAUUGCCCGCACAAAAUUAGUCGAGUAUGAACAGAACACAGAUGUACCAACCGAAUCUGAUUCUACAGAGAAUAUGGGAAGGGGGAGG